GAAAACAAAAAGAAAUCAUAGUAGAAUUAUGUGCUGACACCUUUAUUAUACUUUUGGUGAAAUCUAGCGCACAAACACGUAAGAGAAUAGAGAGUAACAAAGUACGUCUUCUUCAAUACGCCCGUUAAUUUGGGACGAUUCGGUCUCUGAUCAGCUGAUCUGAUAUAAGAUGAUUGUUUACAUUUUACCCCACCUAGCGGCCAAUUAUACAACUACAGCUAGAAGACCGUUGGGGCAGCAGCAAAACAGAAUGCAUGUCUUCUGACUCAGUGUACACUUUAGAAUAUAAACACAAUUGUAAAACUGAAGAAACCUCCUUAAAAGAUAAUGGAGGUUGGAGAUGAAGACGACCUCUGUAACUUCAACCUCGAUCUCGGGAACCUAGCAGAUGUCUAACUUAAACCAUCACAAGAGUUUAAUUGAGGUAAUGAGUUGGUAUCUGACCCAUGAGUCUCUGACCUGUCUUCCUUCAGCCCACUCCUGUUCACAUCAUGGCAAUACAGAGACGAAUAUCAUCAGUAUUGCCGGUAAUAUCGGGGUGGAGGUAUCCCGGCUCAGUCAGGAGUGGAAUUGUCUGCUACGUAAGACUCGUUAUCCUGGACUAGUUCUCCUGCUAGGUGCUGGAGGGGUUGUUGUCUACCUUCUCCUACAAGGACGGAAACAUGGUUCUCCGGGAUCUAGGAGGAGGACGCCACGGUAUCAGCCCCGGUCCUUCUGGAGCUGGUUGUUUGACGAGGAGUUGGUGGAGGACCUAUCCAAGGAUUCCUACUUCCUUCACAGUCACUACUUCGGUCCCUCGACCUCCCUACCUGAGCCUCAACCUAGUCUUGGUGAAGGAUCCUCUAAUGAGGCUGAUGUAGAGUCUGGAGAUGAUGUCAGUUUAAACUCCUUGUCUCUGGAGGCCAGUCCGAGGAGAUUGUUAAAGCGUCCUCUAUUUGAUAUUAGGACCCGAGGUCGGACCCAGCACUACCUGGAUAAAACUGUACAAAUCUCUAAUCCUUGUCCUAGAUGUAUAAAAGGAACCUGUAGGUUAAAAAAGCAUCAGAUUUUCCAGAACACUAGCUCAGGGAGUAGUUCAAACUACUCAGGAUCUCCUCAAAAUCAGACAAACGGUCAAAAAACGUCCACCCCAGAGUUAGAGGACGAUAGAUUUAUUUGUCGAGUUAAUUCGUCGCUCCCGGGAUUUUUCCGUCCUGGUCGUGGUGAACGGAAAGAUGGAGAUGGUUCGGACGAGAGUGAUCCAUCCCAUCUUGCCGAUGAGCUGGCCAAGUUCAACGGAACCCCCGUUGGAUAUUUGAAAGAUCAAUAUCGUCCAACCCAUAGACUGAUGCAAGGAUCAUACCGUGGAGCUCCAGACGGAAAGGAGAGAUUAUCAAUAUCCCCAGUUACUCUAUCCCGGUGCCAAUCUCCAGGUUCAGUAGAAAACAACAAUCUAGAGAGAACGCGUCGUGAAGAUUCCCUUGAUUCUGAAAACGAAUUACAAUCAAUGACAAAUGGAGAUGUGAGCGGGAGCAUGCUGGAUUUAGUUCAAAAUGCCAGGGAGGUUCGCCGACUAAUUCGGGAAACCUCAUUCGACAGUUCAACAUCAGAUCUAGAUCUUGAUUUUAGUUUAAACGCGAACCUUGGAGGAAGUACGGCAGAGGGAUUGGAUACAAUCUACUCCGGGAUUAAUAAGAUAAUGCUGAACUGUGAGAACCUGGAGCAAGAUAUCUCCUUCCUUCCAGAACAAAAACUAGUGGCUUCCAAGUCUAGUAUGAGUGGAUUGUCACAGUAUGCCGGGACUGAAAAUGAAGAGUAUGAAGAGUCCAACCUACAGAGAGAUGGAAGUGUUCCAGAUCUCCGGGUACUACAGAGAACAAUGAGAUCUAACAAGGGGGUUUGGAAACUAACAGACUUCUCCGGGUUGUCAGAUCGAGAAGGAAUAUUCGGGUCUAGGCAAGCCUCCAUAGUUUCAGAUUCUGGAUCCUUUGAAUGGGAUUCUCCGAUCCAUGGCUGGCAUGGGAUGAAAUCCCAUCGAGUUCCCCUCAUCUCCUCUUCCAACGUAUCCGAGUCUGGAGACGAGGUUGGAUCAUUUGCUGGUUCAGGUCUGGAUCCAUGGGAGUGGGACGACUGCUAUAUAAUUCAGGACGGAGAAGAUGGAGAUAUGGUGGAGAGGAUGGAUGGUCAUAAAUCCUGGCUACCAGAGAUGAGUGCAGAACUGGACCUGGAGUCGGAACUAAGAUUAAGAGAAUUGAACUCACAAUCCUCAUCUAAUCGAUCAUCCUUAGAGCGGGGACUUUACUGUGUGCGUCGGCAACCUCCAAGUGGACGAUCGUCCGUUGAUCGUCUUAGUAUCUCCUCUCAGGGAUCCAGUUUUUCAGACGAUCUUACCAUCACUGGUUCAAGACCGUUUAUAUCUCGUCGGUCCCGAUCUAGAUCUAAUUCCAUCUCCAAAUUGUCGGAUUCAAUCCAACAAUCUCACGAGUACACUGCUCGAUUACAAAAACUGUCAAUAAGUGCCGAGUCUGGUAUACUCGACACCGACUCUAUGGAUUCUAGUCGAACCUCGAUGGAUUCGAGCCGAUCUUCCCUAGACACCGGUAUAUCCUCGAUGGAUACUAGUGUUAGUAGUGUAACCUCGAGUAUAUUUGUCUCAAGUAUAAACCUGUCACCUGUCAAAGAAGCUAAAGAACCACCUCUAACUCCUCCUCAUCUCCUCUACUCCUCUCCUAUGUCCACCUCCACCAACUCCCCGCUGUCCCCGGAGAUAAUGUUCGAGAAGACAACCUCUACCGAAACAGUUAUUAAGCUAACCCAGAGUGUGAGUCCCAGUAAGACGCGUCGCCAUGUUGCAAAAACUUUGUUUUCUCGAGAUGGUGAUCAGAUGAGUGUUGAAGAUGAACUAAAUGAGAAUAUAGUUCUUGAAGUUAGCGUAGAAGAAAGUUAGGUAGUGUAUAAAUGGACUGUAGAGUCCCUUUAAAUAUCAGCUGUGCAAGCUUGUCUUCUUGACAGUGUUGAUCUGAAACUAUUGAUUGCAAUUAUUUAUGCAUAAACACUUCCUAAUAGAAGAUGUUUGAGAUUAUAAUAUAUAUACAUCGUUAAUUAUGUAUGUAUAAUGAUUUGUUGUACGCUAUAAGUAGCCGCAAUUAGAAGUUCUUACUUUGGUAACCUCACUGAAUAUAGGUAAUAAAUAUUCACGUAGUCCCAAUUCUUAGUUCAGUCACAAUCUUUUUUGCUGAAAAAGAUAAAUUUUGACUCAAAAAAAAUAAAUACCAUGAGUGCAAAAAUGUAUUUUUAAUUUUG
Eurytemora carolleeae is the source of this 3282-nucleotide messenger RNA. RefSeq lists its product as uncharacterized. NCBI's taxonomy places the organism in Eukaryota, Metazoa, Arthropoda, Copepoda, Calanoida, Temoridae. The record is from RefSeq and is a predicted model, not a curated record. The coding region runs from base 389 to 2926 and encodes 845 amino acids. The transcript has 4 exons.